Messenger RNA from Plenodomus lingam JN3, 5193 nucleotides. RefSeq lists its product as uncharacterized. NCBI's taxonomy places the organism in Eukaryota, Fungi, Ascomycota, Dothideomycetes, Pleosporales, Leptosphaeriaceae. The record is from RefSeq and is a predicted model, not a curated record.
AUGAAUACAGUACUUGACGCCCAACGCAUCCGUGCCUCUACGCCGGCUCAAUUAUGUCAAUACUACAAGGAACUCCGAGCCCAAGCUUCCGAUGAACUUAUUACAGCAGAGCUGCUGAGAGCAAUAGAGUUUGGCUCCGUCUCCCCUUCCAAUUUCGAUGUAUGGCUAGGCAUCACUCAAUCACCCACGGUCAUACGAGAGGGUUUGCACCAAGAUCAUUCAGCCAUCGUCCGACAGUUCGCCAUCGCACACUUUCGAAGGCGACUCCAUUCAGCGGCAUGGAGAGAUGCGUGGACUGGGGUUGGAGAUAUUCCCGGGAUCCUUGGCAUUCUUGCAGGUUUGUCGGUAAUGCACGUUAAGAAAUUGUGCCAGAUACUCGGUCGUUGUGCCAAGGGCAAGGACAUGAAAGAGAAGAGAGAUUGUAUCACUGCACUUUUCAAAGCGCUCCAUCCAAGCACAUACGUCAACACCAAAUAUAAGACGAGCGAUCAGAGACCAUUAGCGAAGCAUUACGGUCUCUUACUUCCAGCUUGCUCCGAGGAAUUGGUCGAGUUCGCUCUGACAGCAGGGGCAAAAGGAAUCGGAAAGCAUGCAAGGGAAAGAGAUCUCCUAGAGCAUCAUCCAGAAUGUUUGGGGCGGAUUCAAUUGUCGAGACUCAAGAAUGAGGAAAUGAAAGCCAUCGACCGAGAGCACAUCAAAUCACUUGCCAACCGGUACCGUACCACGGUCUCGCCGAGUGAUGGCUUUUCAAACUCAAUGAAGUAUUCUCUUGACUGCCUGAGAACACUUGCUUCACUGGAGAAUAGCAAAAUUGAUGAAUCCUUCGUCGUCAAUACUAUCAUUCAGCCUCUGCUCAAUCGUGCCGUACGCAAGCGAGUGAAAUGGGACAUGAUUCUGGAUAUUGUGCAUCUGACACUUCAGUAUUUCGGAAAGAACCCCACAGCUGGAAAGAUGAUCAACCUGGAUGAAAAGCACAUAGUCCAUCUUGUCGCUUGCUGUUGGUCGCGCAAGCCCCAGCUUUUCGAAUCGCAAUUGCGAGCACUAUUCAACCAUCUCGUUGACGGCAUCAAAAGUCUGGAUACACUCACAUGUUGGGGCAAAAUUCUCUCCGGAACACUGCCUCAGCAUCGUUACGCCUUGAUGCGUUUCUGCAUCCAGGCAUCUACAGGCCUCGAUAUCGAUAUCGAUGCUGAUCUUGAAAAACUCAAAGGAGGCCUCAGUGCCGACUUACUCGCCAAGCUAGGACCUACUCAAGCCUUGGAAUUUUUCAAUCGUGUAAGAAAGGUACGAGGUGAUUUCGCAUUUUUGGAAGGCUCAAGCUAUGAUUCUGUUCUACAUUUGGGCAUAGCAUAUCAUGUGGCUAUUCGCGAAACGCAGAUAUGGCAUCUACAUCUCCUAAAGCAAAGCGGAGAUCAUGCCACAGCACUCACACUCGCAAAUGAGUACAUCGAGGGUCGGAAAAAGAGUGCCAAAAUUGCGUCCCAGCCUGAGCAACGAGGUCACCAGGCGAAGUCGGCACUGUUUGCUGCAAUCGCUAGUGGGUCUUUGGACUGCUACGCCGAUACUCUAAAGUGGGCAGAGCGGUUCAUGAACGAUCCACUUGUGCUCCGCGAGCUGUACCCGCAAACGUACCCUUCUGAAGCCGUUAGACUGCUUUCUGGUAUUCCUGAACCCAUCGACAGCUCAUCAACGAUAUCUGAAAUAAGGAACGGUGUUGAAAAGGCAAAUCUGAUACUUUCAGGCAUGUUCGAUACAGCUUGCGCCGCUAUGAUUCAGCCAUCAUUUAAUGCACCAGGUUGGAACGGCGUACUGUCACUUUUUCGAAGAGCAGUCAAUGAACGUAUCAAGCUUACUACCGUACUACUACAGACGCUUAAAUGUGCGAAAGAGGAUCUGUUUGACUGUUUCUGGAGCAGUACCGUGCAGAUGCUAGUUACCGUCGAGGAAAAGGCCAACUCUGAGGCCUGCAAGAAGUUGGGGGCGAAUGACCUUCGAGGUCUACUUGCACAUGGCUCACAUGAGAUUGAAGAGCUCAAGAUCGAUGUGAUCAACAUCCCAGCAGUGCGAUUCAUUGACGAGCUUGCAAAGUCGAGGGAUGCGCUAUGGUCCAGAUUACGAGCUUCUGCUCAUCCUAGUUUGAGCACGAUGCCAGAUUGUUUACCUCGUGGUUUAGCCAUCCAACAUCUUAUUCCACGAUGGACUUUUGAUGUGGAAGAUCUCGAAAUCUUUGCUCCAUAUCUAUCGUCCCGUGUCAAGAAAACAUUAACUCCUGACAAGCAACUGGCUUUCCAAGUCGUUCCUGCGGACAAAAGGUCGCAAGAAUGUGUUGGAGUUUUUGUUGAUAGCUACAAGUAUGCGCUUGAGCUAUAUAUCCCGAAAUGCUGCACCAAAACAGUAAGACAGGAACGAGCCAAAGAGGUGUGGAAAUAUGCCACAGGCCCUCUAAGUCAUGACCGAGUACACAAGGUCGACGGUGUUUGGUAUUGGAAGCGCGUAGCCACACACAUUCCUGCAGACUGGCCACCCCAAGAGGUCCGUAAUACCACGGUAUGGCCAAUACUACCAAAUUCCAGUGACUCUGGGGCUCUAGUGGUCUGGAAUCCUUUAGAGGUAGAAGGACUCACAAAUUUCCCACAAAAGCUUGAGACACCGACGUACAUCGAUCUUUCUGUUGGAGUAUCCCUUGCCAUGCACGAUCCCGCAACUAUCGGCGACACCCUUCCGCUCAAGCACCUUGCAUACGUUCCAUUGUCAUUCGAGAAUGAACUUAUCAAGUUAUGGGAUAAAUCCGGGCCCAUGAGCGAGGCUGCUGUGUUACUCGCUCUACUGUAUCUGGACGGACCAUUCAGCGAAGACGGUUUGCUUCAAUCGCCCUUUCCUUCGAGUUCAGACGUUCGAUAUCCCGCGAUGUCUCUCAGUCAAGACUUCAUGUCAAGGAAUUUUUUUUCUUAUCGCAGUGCAGUGCGAAAUAUCCGAGGUCAUCUCAAUAUUAUGCCGCCGGAGCUGAUUCAUCGCCUUGCUCGGCGUGCAAUACGCGCUCUUGAUUACUCAGAGUGGACCUCUGGCACACCGAUUUAUCAUGAGGUAGCGAUGCAACUAAUCGUUAGGCUUGGAGAGAGCGAUAGACCCAGCCUCGCAAUUGAUCUAGUAAUUGACACGGUCACUAAGCAACCUAGAUUGAGCUCGUGGCAUCGGUUGUUACUAAAGCCUAGCUUCUUGCACAGGUUGUCUGCGGCGGAUGCUGCCAAGUGCUUUCGAAAAUUGACAAGCCGUAUAAAUCAUUCUUUACAAGAUACAAUAUCUGUCGAGAAUGUUCAUGAAGGAAAAUCUAUCAGCUUCACAAAACCUCACGGGGGAGACGCCAUUGCAGAAUCGAAAGAAGGCCCAUAUGUUAAGAUCACUACUCUGAAGCUACUCAUCCGGCUCAUAAACAGUACAAAAGUCAUUAGUGAAGGUUCAGCUAUUGAGGCUCUCGGAACACUUGCGACAAUUGCGACUCAUACUGAUGUUCGCCUCAAUAUUGUGAGAUCACUUCUUGAUAUGCUAGAUCGCUAUGAAGCAACCCACGCGGACGCCAUUUUCACAAUCUUGGAAUCAAUCGUUUGGGAGGCCGGAAACCUUAAAGAACGUGAUCCGAUAAGUGAGAGCGACUGGGAGAAAGCAGAAGUCACCAAAGAGCCACCAAACAUUCGCUGGAUGAUUCAAGACCCCGUUCCUACGUCUUCACCGACAUUGCACGAAUUAUUGAAGCAUGUCCGCAGUGAGGAAUUGAGCGGAAAGAACUUCGACGACUAUUUACAGCGUGUUCUUUUCCCAGUAUUUGAGAAACUGAAACAACAAACGGCACGUUGGGUCUCGAUCUUCCUCCGCAAACACGGCAUCGACGAGGCUGCGGAACGUGAACUCAACCUCCCGUUUGUACCUUGGCGAACUGAGUUCCUCCUUCUUCGAACCAUGGCUUCACACAACAACAGCAAUAAGUUCCGUGCUCUCCCGUCCACACUACUAAAGGAUCUGGUAGACUAUGCUAUAUACACUGUCGCGCCACCUUCUGCCAUCAUAGUCCUUCACAAGAAACUCCGCAACAUCUCAGCAAUGCUCUCUCAAUCUGAUAUCCCAGUAUACCUCACCUUCUACGACGAGGGUCUCGACAUAGCGCGACGAAUCAUCCCAGGCGGUCUCUUCGCCCUGCUCGGGAAAAUCUGCACUCCAUAUGUAGAGAUGGAAUAUGACGCAUAUGCAUCCAUCUCAGAUGGCGGCAUUACACCUCAACUCGUCCACGAGCAAACCAUGAUACUCUUCAAAGCUCUGGUGAACCACGCCGAGCCUUCCUAUAUAUCCAACAGCCUUCUGCGCGACGUUUUGCAUGGCAAUUACUUGCAAUCCCACUGGUGGCCCACGCACGGCAAGCCCCUCCUCCAAGAAAUGAUAUUCUACAUCUCCUCUCUCCGCACAGAAAUGUGGAAAACAGAUCCCGCACGCAAGCCAAGCGUUCUCCCCAACACCUUCCCCUGGCGCCUCAUGCUCCUCGAUUUUCCCCUUCCAAACACAGAAGACAGUAUGCCAGAGAGUGAAACCAAAAGUCGCGUUUUUGCAGAUCAAAUUGCAAAUGUGGUGCGGGAACUUAGCAGAGAGAGCGCAUACCACAUCAAGCUCGCCCAUCUGAAAUCCUACCUGGACUUAGAACCUCAAAGCGAUUCAUCCAUUGAUCAUACUAAACGGGACCUCCUGCGGCAAAUCAUGCAUAGACAUUGUGGUCUGACGGCUCUUUAUCUCGGCGACAUUGGAGAUACGAAGGAGAUGAAUGAUCUGGAGAGGAGGCUGAGGGUGGAGAUUGCGGUGAUUUUGUUAGAGAGGGCGGGCAAAGCAAGCACGAUGGAUAAGCGUGUUCGAGAGCGAGGGCAGGACAUGGUGCAAGUGUGGAAACAGGAUCGGGAUGAGGAGGUUAGGAGGAUGGGUUGGGGGGUUCGAACGGUGCUUUUGGUGAAGGAUAAAUGCCUGCCCAUGCCGAUAUGUACACCAGGAGCAAAAGGCUAUGCGCUGCCUGUCUACUUUGAACGCAUCACAUUGCAGGCGCAUCUGCGCGAUUACGAUCAUUCGAGUAACUACGUAGUCUACGGUCACACCGCAUUUCAAAACGUGAGCUUAAAGCGUGAGCGUAGAGUCAAAUGUUCUCAUUCAGACGAAAAAUGA